AUGAGCAACCUAUAUGCCACAGAGCCGGCGACAAACGGCAAGGUCAUCUUUGACACCACAGCAGGAGAGAUUGAAGUAGAACUAUGGGGCAAAGAAUGCCCCAAGGCAGUUAAGAACUUUCUCGCCCUCAUUAUGGAAGGCCAGUCUUCUUCUCAUGUGCGCCCGACAAGUGAUUGA
This is a messenger RNA of Cryptococcus wingfieldii CBS 7118, 177 nucleotides long. Its product is annotated as peptidyl-prolyl isomerase CWC27. NCBI's taxonomy places the organism in Eukaryota, Fungi, Basidiomycota, Tremellomycetes, Tremellales, Cryptococcaceae. Gene Ontology annotation, biological process: protein peptidyl-prolyl isomerization. The coding region runs from base 1 to 177 and encodes 58 amino acids. Gene Ontology annotation, molecular function: peptidyl-prolyl cis-trans isomerase activity. The record is from RefSeq and is a predicted model, not a curated record. The transcript is spliced from 3 exons.